Gigantopelta aegis is the source of this 1166-nucleotide messenger RNA. RefSeq names its product apoptosis regulatory protein Siva-like. Gene Ontology annotation, molecular function: CD27 receptor binding. Gene Ontology annotation, biological process: extrinsic apoptotic signaling pathway. The record is from RefSeq and is a predicted model, not a curated record. The transcript has 4 exons. The coding region runs from base 16 to 570 and encodes 184 amino acids. Lineage: Eukaryota; Metazoa; Mollusca; Gastropoda; Neomphalida; Peltospiridae.
CUGACAUUGACAGUCAUGAUGAAGAGGUCUAACCCUUUCGGAGAAUGUUCUCCAUUGCAGUUUAAGACACGUAUUGGCAAAAAGGAAAUCGAUCUAGGUGUUGGCCAAAAAGAAAAUAUGAAAAUAGUUUACGAAAAGACGAAGGAGCUACUGUUCAAAGGAUCCCAGAAGAGUUUCUCGGAGGGCGCGGCCACCACUGACGCCAAUGACAACAUGAUAUGUCAGCCGAUGGCCGUGGAGAGAUCUGUGGAUGAGAUUCUGCCGGGACAACUCUGUCUUGACAAGGGCUGCCAGCUGACACCUCCACAGUUCCCAUGGAUGUCAAACGGAGGAGAUUGUCAAAAGAAUUCAUCAACUGUUAUCUCACCCAAAGAAGCUGGUUUAUUCUGCAACACAUGUAAGAAUUCUGUUACAAAGUUGUCUUCUCAACCGUGUAGUUUCUGUGACAAGCUGGCAUGCAAGUCGUGUACAAGACAGUGUGACAAUUGUGCAGGCGACUUCUGUCAACUCUGUUCAGUUCUCAAUUAUGAUGAGGCAAUGGAGCGAUCAUUUUGCUUGAGUUGUUCUUGAUGUGUCGUCGAUGGAUUCUAUUGACAGAAUGUGACUGUACAGUGUUUGUUUGGAAAUAUUUGUCUCUGUGCUAUAAACUACCUAUUUGUGCAUAACAACGUCAUAAUAUGUUCGGUUGUUUUGUUCACUGUGCUGAACAGAUCUGAAACAAGAAGUAAACUGAAUUUUUAUUGUCCUUUUGAAGGGUGUACCAUCAUAUCAUGUCAUUUUAACGGAUUUCCAUGCUUAUAUCCAAUAGUCUUAUUCAGCUUACUGUGCUAGCUCAACAAAUACACUAUUCAACCUGAGUCAUACCUACACACUGCAGAAUUCUCUCCCUUGCCGGAUAUGCGCAAUGCUAUCCUUGCACGGGCUACCUGUAACUUCAUUCUCGGUUCAAAGUCCUCCUGUUAACACCUGUUUAAGCUUUGUCAAAAAGUUUUCUUUACUUGUAAUUUUGUGUUUGUUUUUCGGUUGAAUCAUAUCAUUUUAACAGAUUUCCAUGCUUAUAUCCAAUUAAGGUUCAAACACGCUGUCCUGGGCACACACCUCAGUUAUUUGGGCUGUCUCUCCAGGGGCCUAAUUCACAAAGGUCUCUUAGGCUGUUAGACAACAUA